AUGAAGAAGUGGGAAGUGGCUCAAGGCAAAACCCUACAGCACAACUCCUUUGACGAAGAGGCAUUAACAGCGUACUAUAAAAUCUUAAAUACUCUUGGCCGAGGAUCAUUUGGAGAAGUAAAAUUGGCUAGCCAUCUACUCACCCAGACAAAGGUAGCAGUAAAAGUUCUUCCAAAAGGCACAAAGAAUAGAUUCAUCAAAUCAGAAACUGAAAUAAUGAAAUCUCUAGACCAUCCCAAUAUCAUUAAACUUUUGCACAUAAUCGACACCACAAAUAACACUUACAUGGUUAUGGAACAUGCCACAGGGGGAGAGCUGAUGGACAAGAUUGUGGAGUUUGGCUACCUACCAGAGGAGGAAUCCUGUAAGGUAUUUAAACAGAUGGUAUGUGCCCUCCAGUAUUGUCACAGGAAAGGGAUUGCUCACAGGGAUCUAAAGCCUGAAAAUAUUUUAGUGGAUGGCAAAGGCAAUAUAAAACUCAGUGAUUUUGGGCUGGGCACCAAGCUUACCAUGGGGCAGAAGCUGGCAUAUUUCUGUGGGACCCUUCCUUAUUGCGCCCCAGAACUCUUUAAACGUGAAGCCUACGAUGGCCUAGCAAUCGACAUCUGGAGCUUGGGGGUUGUGCUAUACUUUAUGUCGACAGGGUGCCUCCCUUUCAUGGGAGUUACCUUUGAAAUACUAAAGGAGAAGAUCUUGGCAGGAAAGUACUCUGUUAAAUUCAAGCUGUCGCCAGAGCUUUGGGACGUUAUUGGUAAGUUGUUAACUGUAAAUCCUGGACAAAGACCAAGAAUAGAUGACGUUGUGGGCUUUCAAUGGCUAAAGCAUGGCAGUGAAGGUUCUCCCAGUCCCUUUAGAGAGAACGAUGAGGACAGCUUCCCAGACCCCACUGUGAUGGUCAUCAUGGGCGUCAUGGGUUAUAAGCAAGGAGAGGUAAUGGAAGCUUUACGGGAGAAGAAGUUUGAUCAGGUGAUGGCCACAUACUUGAUUCUUAAGCAGCAGUCACCCUGGAAAGAGAGCUUUAUAAAAGAUCUUCAGCCCAAGCAGUCUUCUGGAACCUUGAACCUUACAGGCCCUCCCACGAUACCAAAAGUGACUAUAAAGAGGGGAUCUAGUGUCCCCAUCCUUCCCACUUCUCCCAUUUUGCCCACUCUACCUGAGAGUCCUGAGAACGACAAAAAGGGGAGAACGAGGUACAGUACGCCUCCCACCCUGAACUGCCCUAACAAGAAAACAGCCCCGGUUCACAUUAUCUGCCCCCAGCAUGUAUAUGAUCCUCACUCCAUGAACAGCUCUUGCGGGGAUUCAGAGAGCACUAUUAACACUUCCAGUGAUAUAUGUCCCGGAGUGUCUUCAGGACUGGAAAGUUAUUCCAACCAGUCAUUCCUGGAUGUGUCCGAAGCUGGCCUAAACACGUCAAAGAACAAGGUGUCCUCACAGGAUGUUUUAUCUCAUCACACCUCUAAGGAAGAAGUUCAGUGCAAAGACAUCAACCUUCCAGGUGAAAACCUCUGCUCAUCUCUCCCCCAAACCUCACUUCAGGAGGAACUCAGCGGGAAGCCCCACACCCACAGUGUGGCUACAGAUAGUCAGAGAGCAGAAAAGACCAGCUCAUCUCUCCCAAAAUCUGCACUUCAGGAGGAUCUCAGAGGACAGCCCAACAAUGCAGCUACAGCUGGUCGGGGAGAUGAAAAGAGCAGCUCAUCUCUCCCACAAAAUGCACUUCAGGAGGAUCUCAGAGGACAGCCCCGCAAUGCAGCUACAGCUGGUCGGGGAGAUGAAAAGACCAGCUCAUCUCUCCCAGGAAAUGCACUUCAGGAGGAUCUCAGGGCACAGCCCCACAGUAUGGCUACAGCUGCUUCAAAGAGCAACAUGACCUCACAAGAUAAAUCACCUCCAUUCUCCAGCAAGGAGGCCCAAAAUGAGGGUCCCAUUGUACAAGAAAAAGACCUCAGCCCAUCCUCCCCAGAAACAUCCCAGGGACACCUCAGUGGCCAGAGACAGACUGCACCCAGAGCCCCCUUUAGAAAGCGAUUUUGGAAGAGCCUACAGAACAGGGUUAUAAAAGGCCUGAGAAGGUUAUGUUGCUGCUUACCAACAGAAAAGAGGGAGCGCCUAGGCCGCAACAAAAUCCUGGAUGUGAGCUUAAAGGGCCAUGGAGGCAGCCAAGUGCUGUUGGAGGCACUGUGGUCCCCUAGGCUGAAACCAGAGAGUGGAGAGCAGCAUGCUGAGGAUGCACAUGGCAGCGCCGGGGAGAGCCAGUUGUCCUAUUUCAACAUCAUCAUAAAGAUAUUUGGGUGUGGAAAUGCUCAUGAGGGCCCUGACUUCUAA
Messenger RNA from Onychomys torridus (southern grasshopper mouse), 2328 nucleotides. Its product is annotated as sperm motility kinase X-like. Lineage: Eukaryota; Metazoa; Chordata; Mammalia; Rodentia; Cricetidae. The coding region runs from base 1 to 2328 and encodes 775 amino acids. The record is from RefSeq and is a predicted model, not a curated record. The transcript is spliced from 3 exons. Gene Ontology annotation, biological process: protein phosphorylation; intracellular signal transduction; microtubule cytoskeleton organization. Gene Ontology annotation, molecular function: ATP binding; protein serine/threonine kinase activity; tau-protein kinase activity. Gene Ontology annotation, cellular component: cytoplasm.